Gossypium arboreum is the source of this 1305-nucleotide messenger RNA. Its product is annotated as receptor-like protein 9DC3. The record is from RefSeq and is a predicted model, not a curated record. Gene Ontology annotation, molecular function: protein binding. The transcript has 2 exons. NCBI's taxonomy places the organism in Eukaryota, Viridiplantae, Streptophyta, Magnoliopsida, Malvales, Malvaceae. The coding region runs from base 1 to 1305 and encodes 434 amino acids.
AUGAUAAAUCAGUUUCAUUUCUCUUCUGGCAACAUGCAACAUUUCCCAAGCUUCUUGAAUGCAUCCAAGCACUUGCAAGUUUUAGAUAUUUCUAAUAACCAAAUUCAUGGUUCUAUUACAAAAUGGGAAGCCGAAGGAUUGGAGGGCUUGGGCACUUUGAAGCUUUCUAUGAACUUCAUAACUAGCAUAGAGCAAAUUCCAGGGAACUAUCUGUCUGUUCUGGACCUUCGCUACAAUUCACUUCAAGGAUCACUUCCAACUCCACCACAGGCAUUAGGUUAUUUCUUAAUCUCAAACAAUGGGUUGGUUGGAGAAAUCCCUUCCAAGAUUUGCAAUUUGAGUUUUCUUUAUGUACUUGACUUGUCCAUGAACAAGUUGGGCGGAACUAUUCCAGAUUGUUUUGGGACUUUUAACGACCAGCUCUCAAUGGUUGUUUUGAGAACAGUUAAACUCAAUGGUAAACAACUUGAAGGAUCAAUUCCACGAUUCCAUGGUGACAUACAAAAUUUCAAUGGAACAUUUUCCUUCAGCAGCCUUCGAGUGAUUGAUCUCUCUCGAAAUGAUUUUAUUGGUCACAUCCCACCUGAGUUAUUUGAAAAUUCAAAAUCAAUGAAAGAUAUUCAAGUAGAAAAAAGUGGUCCAGUGUACAUGGGAGGAGAUUAUUAUCAAGACUCUUUAAUUGUAACAAUGAAAGGGUUGAAUUUCAGACUUGAGAGAAUUUUAACUUCUUUCACAGUAAUUGAUUUUUCAAGCAACCAUUUCAAGGGGUCGAUUCCCAAAGAACUUGGAGAACUUAAGUCACUCAUAGUGCUCAACUUCUCGCACAAUAGCUUAGCAGGAAAUAUCCCACCAUCACUUGGAAAAAUGGUAGCACUUGAAUCAUUGGAUCUGUCGUCAAACAAGCUUCAAGGAAAAAUCCCAAUGCAGUUAACUGACUUGACAUUUCUUGGAGCAUUGAAUCUUUCUCAUAAUAAUCUUGAGGGGCAAAUACCAUUAGCUAAUCAUUUCGAUACUUUCUCAAAUGAUUCCUUCAAUGGAAAUUCUAGACUAUGUGGAUUUCCAUUGUCAAAGAAAUGUGGCAACAAUCAGGAACCAGAAUCACCUCCAUCAAUAGUUGCGGACGAAUUUGAAACAACACUUGUUUGGAAAAUUGCAGCAAUGGGUUAUGGAAGUGGACUAGUGCUUGGAUUGAGUAUGGGAUACAUAGUUUUCACAACUGGGAGACCCCGUUGGCUAGUGAAGAUGAUCAAGCAAAACCCACAAAAGAGAAGAAGGAUCAAUCAAAAUGGAAGGAGAAAGAAUUAG